Molecule: messenger RNA, 183 nt
Organism: Aspergillus neoniger CBS 115656
Lineage: Eukaryota; Fungi; Ascomycota; Eurotiomycetes; Eurotiales; Aspergillaceae
Exons: 3
Coding region: 1-183 (60 amino acids)
Source: RefSeq, a predicted model, not a curated record
AUGGCUGUCAAGAAUGAACAACUAGGCGGCUGCCUUUUGAUGUGUACAUCGUCCAACCUGGUAAGCGUUGCUUUCGAGUUCCUGCUCCUACGGAACUCGGUCAAUCACUACUACAAGCUUACUGAUCCGUACUUGAAGCUCAUUCUCCUGGCAGCCAAGAGCACCUUGCCACUUUGGUUCUAG